Molecule: messenger RNA, 1491 nt
Organism: Camellia sinensis
Lineage: Eukaryota; Viridiplantae; Streptophyta; Magnoliopsida; Ericales; Theaceae
Source: RefSeq, a predicted model, not a curated record
AUGUGUUGUAAUAAUGGAACCCUUGUUUUGCCACCAGUAACAGCUCCAAAUCAGAUGAUUGAUAUUUUCUCUGACCAAACAGUGGAGGGUCGUCAUUUCAGACAAAAUAUUCGAUCCUAUAAUCAUGUUUUCUCAUUCACUUCAAUGGGUGUUCAUGUUGAUGAAAACUUAGCAACAAGAACUCGAGGUGUGUACACGUUUCGUGCACAAGGAUCCAUAUAUCAUAAGAUCAGGAGUCUCUUACCAAAUUUUAGCGACAGACCGAGAUAUUUGCAACUGUAUGUUUAUGACACUGACCACGAGAAUGAGAAUCGAAUGUCUGAAAAUAGAGAAUUACACUUGGAUUUGCUUGACAAGAUAAAGAAUAUUUUAAAUGCUCAUAAUCCAUUUGUACACACGUUUCGCCAGUUAGCUCAGCGUCCAGAUAUACAUGAAUGCAGACUUCAGAUCAAAGAGCAACCACGUAAUAGGCCCCAAUACAACCUUCCGACUGCUCCUGAAGUUGCUGUAGUAUUAGUAGGCGCCGAAGAAGCAGGAAAUUUAAGACCAAGAGAUAUCAUUGUCCAAUCAACCAGUGGUCACCUCCUAAAUAUUCCUGAUAUUACCGGAUAUUAUGAUCUAUUACAGUAUCCUCUGUUGUUACCCUGUGGUUCAUAUGGAUGGGAUGAAAAUAGCAGAAGUAAUGAUGGCAGAAAAGUAAUAUGCUGUGAUUUCUAUUCUUAUAUGCUACAGAUUCGCCCUGGUGACCAAUCUCUUUUCCUUCGAGGAGGUAAUGUCGGUCGUAGAACAAUAUUACCGUCGUCAUUUGUUGGUAGCCCACGAGACAUGUAUCAACGAUAUCAAGAUGCAAUGGCUCUGGUCCAAAAGUAUGGAAAACCUGAUCUUUUCCUUACAAUGACUUGCAAUCCAAAUUGGCCUGAAAUUAAAGCUGAGUUACUACCUGGACAGUCACCACAUGAUCGCCCUGAUUUGCUGACAAGAGUAUUUCAUUCAAAAUUUGAUGAGAUGAAGACCGACAUUCUUACAAAACAUGUACUCGGGAAGGUUCUAGCAUAUGCAUAUGUUAUUGAGUAUCAAAAAAGAGGCUUACCACAUGCCCACAUGGUCAUUAUUUUGGAUGAAAAUGAUAAGUUACGCACUCCUGACGAUUAUGAUAACAUUUUCAUAGCUAAAAUUCCAGACAAGAGAUUAGAACCUAGAUUAUACAGUGCAGUUUUGAAACACAUGAUACAUGGCCCAUGUGGAAUUAGUGUUACAAGUGUGAAGUAUUUAUACAAAUAUGUUUAUGAAGGGCCUGACCGUUUUGCACUAGAAGUUCGUCAAGGUCCUGAUUAUGACGAAGUACAACAGUUCAUAGAUGGAAGAUGGGUUUGUGCUCCAGAAGCAUUGUGGAAAAUAUUCAAAUUUCCAAUGACCAGAAUGACCCCUAGCGUAGAACGCCUCCAAAUACACUUACCAAAUAAGCAGCAAGUGCGGUUUUAUACGUUCUAA